This is a messenger RNA of Quercus lobata, 3447 nucleotides long. Its product is annotated as putative glycosyltransferase. Lineage: Eukaryota; Viridiplantae; Streptophyta; Magnoliopsida; Fagales; Fagaceae. Gene Ontology annotation, molecular function: protein binding. The transcript is spliced from 16 exons. Gene Ontology annotation, cellular component: cytoplasm. The record is from RefSeq and is a predicted model, not a curated record. The coding region runs from base 185 to 3124 and encodes 979 amino acids.
UCCAUAGCCCGCCAUCUCUUCUCUCUUCCGAAUCCCCGCGUUCACUUCUUUCUUCUUAGUUCUGUUCUUGCCAAAUUAAGACACACCAAAACCACAUUACACUACAGAGAGAGAGGAGACCCUAAGUUCCGAUUCCAAUCACAAUUUUAUCAUAAUCACAAAACAAAAAGAAAAGUUGAGAGCAAUGGACGAGCCUCACGCUCAGAGUUUGGGGCCCAGAGAUCGCAGAACCGACGCUCUCGGAGACCUUUCAGUCCUUCCCGACGAAACCGUCUGCGUUAUUUUGGAAUACCUCACUCCUCGCGACGUUGCUCGAUUCGCUUGCGUCAGCAGUGUGAUGUACAUACUAUGCAAUGAAGAACCACUGUGGAUGAGUCUGUGCCUUAAAAGUCUAAAUGGUCCUCUUCAGUACAAAGGCUCAUGGAAGAAAACAGCUCUGUAUGUGGAGCAUCUGCCCAGUGAAUAUGAAGAACCUUGCAGAAAACCACUGUAUUUUGAUGGAUUCAACUCUUUAUUCUUGUACAGAAGAUUAUACAGGAGCAAUACCACAUUGAAUGGAUUUUCUUUUGAUAAGGGUACCGUGGAAAGAAAGGAGGACCUUUCUUUAGAAGAGUUUUAUCAUCAGUACGAAGGGAAGAAACCGGUUUUGGUUACUGGACUGGUGGAUACUUGGCCAGCAAGGCAUGCAUGGACAACUGACCAGUUAUUGCUGAACUAUGGAGAUACAGCAUUCAGGAUUUCUCAAAAGAGUGCACAGAAAAUCUUGAUGAAAUUCAAAGACUAUGUCUCAUACAUGAAACUUCAGCAUGAUGAGGAUCCCCUAUAUAUUUUUGAUGACAAGUUUGGGGAAGUUGCACCUGGUUUGUUGAAGGAUUACAGUGUGCCUCAUCUAUUUCGAGAAGACUUUUUUGAUGUCUUAGAUAGAGAUGAGAGGCCACCAUUUAGAUGGCUUAUUAUUGGGCCAGAGAGGUCUGGUGCCUCUUGGCAUAUCGAUCCAGCUCUUACAAGUGCCUGGAAUACCCUUCUGUGUGGUCGUAAAAGGUGGGCGUUGUAUCCUCCAGGAAGAGUACCCUUGGGAGUCACAGUACAUGUAAAUGAUGAAGAUGGUGAUGUUAAUGUCGAGACUCCAUCAUCACUGCAGUGGUGGCUAGAUUUCUAUCCGCUACUUGCUGAUGAAGACAAGCCAAUUGAGUGUACCCAACUACCUGGGGAGACCAUUUUUGUUCCAAGUGGAUGGUGGCAUUGUGUCCUAAAUCUGGAAACCACCAUUGCUGUGACACAGAACUUUGUGAAUUCCAAAAACUUCGAAUUUGUAUGUUUGGAUAUGGCUCCUGGUUAUCAACAUAAAGGAGUUUGCCGUGCUGGACUGCUUGCUUUUGGUGAAGGUAGUUUUGAGGAUGCUGACAAGAAUAUAUUCUCUGGUGAAGAUGAUUAUAGUUGCUCAGAACUGACUAGGAAAGAGAAGAGGGUCAGAAUUCAGAAAGCUAGAGAUGACCCUAAUUUUGAAGGGACUAUCACCUCUGCCUCUAAAAGAUAUAAUAUGUGGAAACAAGGUUUCUCAUAUGAUAUAAAUUUCUUAGCCAUGUUUUUGGAUAAAGAGAGAGAUCACUACAAUUCUCCUUGGAGCUUAGGCAACUGCAUGGGACAACGAGAAAUGAGAGAAUGGUUAUCCAGGCUUUGGGUUGGAAAACCAGGAAUGAGAGAGCUAAUAUGGAAGGGAGCAUGUCUUGCACUAAAUGCGGACAAAUGGUUAGAACGCCUGACAGAAAUUUGUGCUUUCCACGAUUUGCCUUCUCCCACAGAUGAUGAUAGGCUCCCUGUUGGCACUGGUAGCAAUCCAGUUUAUCUUAUGGAAAACCACGUAAUUAAAAUAUUUGUUGAAGGAGGGUUGGAAGACUCACUUUAUGGUAUUGGCACUGAGUUGGAGUUUUACAAUCUACUACAUAAAGUCAACUCCCCUCUGAAGAAUCAUAUUCCUGAAGUUUUGGCAAGUGGGAUUCUUUAUCUGGAAAAUGGGUCUUAUACAGUUGUUCCUUGGGAUGGCAAAGGAAUUCCUGAUGUGAUUGCUACGAGCAAUCUGGUUCCAGAAAGGUGCAAAGUAGAUGGAUAUCCCUUUGGCGUAUGGAACAAGAAACAAAUUGAAUAUAGAAAAGCUGGGAUGUCAAUACAUGAAUCAAGUAGUUCAGCAAGAUGCGCUGGGAUAUGGCCAUAUAUUGUAACAAAAAGAUGCAAGGGGAAGAUAUUUGCUCAAUUAAGAGAUGGACUGUCAUGGGAAGAGACACUAAGCUUAGCUUCCUUUCUGGGGGAGAAGCUCCAUAACCUUCAUCUCUUGCCUCUUCCACCUCUCGAUUAUUCAAUUUUUUCGGAUUUUGAACAGCAUUUGGAAUUGACCCAUAGUAACUGUCAUAUGGAGGCUGUUCCUAAUAAUUCAAACAUUCAAGUAGAAUGGGAAAUUUUCAUCAAAACUUUAAUGAAGAAGAGGAAGGGUGUAACCAGCCGUCUGUCUAAAUGGGGAGAUCCGAUUCCUAACACACUGAUAGAGAAAGUUGAUGAAUACAUCCCAGAUGAUUUUGCCAACUUGCUUAAUAUAUUUGAGGGUGAAAAUAACCUAAAGAAAGUUUGGAAACCUUGCUCUUGGAUACACACGGAUAUUAUGGAUGACAAUAUUCACAUGGAAUCAAGCUCGGUUACUUUGUGCUUGAGUGAAAAUGCUGAAUAUGCUGGCCUGGUGGAUGAUGCUUCUAAUGGCCAUGAUGAUGUUUUGAAGGGAAAAUCAUGGUGUCCUAGCUACAUUCUUGAUUUCAGUGAUCUUUCAAUAGGCGAUCCAAUUUUGGACUUGAUCCCCAUAUAUUUAGAUAUAUUUAGAGGUGAUCCAAAUCUCCUUACGCACUUUCUGAAGAGCUAUAAACUUCCUUUCAGAAGAAUGUCAGUGUGUGAAUCAGUGGAGGGUGGUGAUAAAUUUGGACGACUUUCAUACCUUACCAUGUGCUAUUGUAUUCUGCACGAUGAGAAUAUUUUGGGAGCAAUCUUUGGUAUAUGGAAAGAACUCAGAACGGCCAAGUCAUGGGAAGAAGUUGAACUGACAGUAUGGGGAGAGUUAAAUAACUACAGAGGCUUUCCCUGAUAAAUUGUCUUGCCUGCUUAUCUCUCUUAUUCAGAGUUCAACACUAUUUUUUGAGGAAUCAUUUGUUGCCACUGUGUUAUAUAUUAUAGCAUAGAUCUCAUCUCAUCCUUUUUUUUUUUCUUUAAAAAAUAAAAAUAUAUGCAUAACAAACACAAAAAGACUGGUAAUAUUUUGUAAUAAUUUAUUUAUUAUAUUUGUAUUUGUAGAGUUGUUAAAUUUAUUUUAUACUACACCCAUAAUUGUUUUAAGGGAAAAUGAAGAGAACAUUUAAAUUUUUUUGUAACCUCAUGAGGAUGAUGAAAUGCUCUACGCAAUUGCAUGCA